ACAAACACGUGUUAAUCACGUGACGAAUGGUUUUGUUUACAAACAUAAGUGCUUUUUGUAGUGAAUCUCAUUUGGGAUCCGAUCUCUUAAAAGCGUUUACUUCAUGUGAUUUCAUAUUAAUUUGCAUAUCAUUUAGUGGUCCGAAGAGUUGAUUCACUACUGAUUGGCGGCCAAUAUGUUGGACACAAUCGUCGAUAAGUUUCGUUUGUAUGAAGUGCUGGCGAUGUCUUCAUUUCAAUCGCAUCUAUCACUGUUGGAACCGAUCUUUAUAUUCGCCUCCAAUUUGGGUGAUCCGCAAAACGGAUACGUCUUGUACUUUGUGUUUGGCUUCAUAUUUGUGUCGCAUUCGGCGGCCUUCAAGAUGUUGUGGACAGCGGUGUUGUCGGAGUGGCUGAACCUCAUACUCAAGUGGACGUUCAACGACGAGCGGCCGUAUUGGUGGGCACCGAUGGCCGCCCAGCACUUGGCCGCCACCAACCAUAGCCACUACUUCCAGGACGUGACCACCGAUUACGAGUACGCGCGACAAUUGAAUCGUCUUCGGCUCAAACAGUUCCCAAUCACUUGCGAAACGGGUCCCGGUUUCCCGUCGGGUCACGUGAUGUGUUCGGCUGCCGUCUGGUUCUCACUCAUCAUACAACUGAUUAAACACAAAGUGAUUGCAUCGCGACGGCAGCGGCUCUUCACCCGAAUCGCGUUCAUAUCGACACUAAUGUUGGUCUCGUUGGGCCGGAUCUACAUAUCGGCCCACUUUCCCGACCAGUGUCUCAUCGGUCUAUUUGCGGGCAUUGUGUUGGCCGUAAUGGUCGAGAAACUGGUGGACAUUCAACGGCUGGCAUUGGGCGGACAUAUCCUUAUAUCGAUGUUACUGAUGGCAAUCGCGUACGCCUUCCACGAGUGUCUCAAUCGAUUCGGUGGCCAAAGCGGUGCCGACUGGUCGCUAGAGUUGGCCAAACUAUACUGCGCGGACAUCAACAAUGUUAAGGCGGACACGAGUCCGCUGUACGUGGUUUGGCGGGCGUCGGGCGCCGCUGUGGGCAUAGGUGUGGCCUUCACUCAAGUGUUGCCACUCGUCAACAAAAACAACUACCUGUCGGUCGCGCGUAACAAAAACAACUUCACUGUCCGACUCAUCAAUACGAUUGUGUCGACCGUUGCGGUCGUUAUUUACGUCAAUUAUUCGCGACCGGAGCCCACGUUUGGCGACCAAAUCGGCCGCUUUUACGGCAAAUCUUUUGUUCAAUUCCUGUUUAUACCGAUUGUCGGUUUGGUUAGCGUUUUAUUAAAUGAUAAGAUCAUGAGAUUUUACUUCAAUAGAGUGCACAUCAAUUCAAACAAUUGA
Medioppia subpectinata is the source of this 1342-nucleotide messenger RNA. The record is from the annotation of a GenBank genome assembly. NCBI's taxonomy places the organism in Eukaryota, Metazoa, Arthropoda, Arachnida, Sarcoptiformes, Oppiidae.